This is a messenger RNA of Gavia stellata (red-throated loon), 970 nucleotides long. It is a transcript of the gene PEBP4, whose product is annotated as phosphatidylethanolamine binding protein 4. Bases 4 to 630 code for a protein of 208 amino acids. Lineage: Eukaryota; Metazoa; Chordata; Aves; Gaviiformes; Gaviidae. The transcript is spliced from 6 exons. The record is from RefSeq and is a predicted model, not a curated record.
AGGAUGAAGCUGCUGGGUGCUGUGUUGCUGGCUGCUGGCCUGCUCGGCACUGCUGCCCGGGGGGAGCAGCCCCCCUGGCCGGACGAGCCUUUGCGGACCUGCUUCUUCCAGAUGCUCAGCAGUGUGGACAGCGAGUUCUGCAGAGGGGAUUUAGAAAUUAUCUACCCGGAGCUGGGCGAUGUGGGCUGCACGUACAUCCCCAAGUGUCACCAGUACCGGCGGCGGAUCAGCAGGGAGUGGGGCAGCCCCCGUGUUCGGUACCCCCAGGCUGAGAAGAGCAAGAAGUACGUGCUGGUGCUGGUGGACCCCGACGCUCCCAGCAGAGCCAACCCCAGGAACCGUUUCUGGAGGCACUGGCUGGUCACCGACAUCCCAGGUGCAGAUCUGAGGACUGGGGCCAUCAAAGGGCGCGUGCUGACGGAUUACGUCCGGCCCACGCCCCCGCCCCGCAGCGGGUACCACCGCUACCAGCUCCGCCUGUACGAGCAGCCGGCUCACGAGGCCAUCGCCCUGAGCCCCGAGGAGCGGGUCUCGCUGGGCGCCUGGGCGAUGGAGAGCUUCGUGGAGCAGUUUCGGCUGGGCUCCCCGCUGGCCUCGACACAGUUCCUCACCAAAUACUACGAGGAUUAGCACCAGCCAGCGUGCUCUUCCCCUGCACAGCUGCAUCCCCUUCCCCGCACCUCAGAGCCACCUCCGCCCGGACCCGGAGGAGACCCCGGGACCCUCCGAGGACGCACCCACCCUUCUACCAGCCCAGAUUCACAGCAGAAACCCCAGAGCCUCCUCUUCCAAACCUCGGGGGGGCUUCUCUUUCCCUCCCAGGGUAACAUCCCAAGUGGUGUCCUGGCUUGCCCUGGGUGUCCCGGGAAGGAUGGUGUCACCCUCUUCUCCUCCCCUUGCCCCAUUUCUGGCCUGACCCCCAACAAGUCCCGCCUGCACCUCGGGGGUCUUGAGCUUUAAAGCCUGCAGC